Messenger RNA from Neodiprion fabricii, 5203 nucleotides. RefSeq names its product Golgi apparatus protein 1 (gene Glg1). The record is from RefSeq and is a predicted model, not a curated record. The transcript has 13 exons. Gene Ontology annotation, cellular component: Golgi membrane. Bases 172 to 3567 code for a protein of 1131 amino acids. Gene Ontology annotation, molecular function: fibroblast growth factor binding. NCBI's taxonomy places the organism in Eukaryota, Metazoa, Arthropoda, Insecta, Hymenoptera, Diprionidae.
CCAGGACUGCGUGGGAUGGAGUCAGCCGUACGUAGAGCCGUAGAGGCGGAUCGCGGUGUCAUGCGUCGUGAUUGUUAGGUAUUGAGGUGAAAAUAUCAGUGACAAUUUUCGAUGAAUUUACCAAAGGAAAACCGUUCAGCGUGAUUAAUAAGAGCCUUCAAGAACAGCACAAUGACGAACAAAGUCAUCCGUAUAUUUUUCAUUCGGUUUAUAACCUUAAGCGUCACUGCGGCGAUUGGUGCGUAUGCGAACGAUGUGUCACACACCGAAGUCAAGACUGAGCCACAGCUCCGGUGGUAUUUUGUCGAAAGAAUACAUCCCGAGGAAUCCACCUUGAAUAAUAACAGAGUAAAGAGAACAAUCGAAAAACCUUUCGACGAAGUGGGGAUAAAACUAAUUGAUGAACCAGAUUGCAAGCAAGAUUUACACCGCCUUUGCGGUAAAAUGGUCACAAAUGAUGAUGAUUUGUUUGUACUCGAAUGUGUUCAAACAUUUAAGGCAAAUGAAAUAACAAGCCUGAACGAAAAAUGUCAGCAUGCAAUCUGGAAGCACAUACAGAUUUUAAUAGAUGACAAACAUGUAAAAAAUUCAGUAACUGAAGUCUGCGGGCAGGACUUAGAUCGGUUUGGUUGUCAAGUUACAUCACAAGUAGGAACAUAUUUGGCUUGUAUUGUUGAUAAGCGAGAUGAAAUUGUGAAGCCACUAUGUCAGGAAUAUGUUCAACGUCUCGAGUGGGUCGCUUUCAGUGAUUACAAAAUCGUAACCCAUGUUGAGAAGGAUUGCUCAGCUGAAAUACACGAGUUUCACUGUGGUAGAAUACAGCCUUAUCAAGGGCAAACGCUAGCCUGUCUACAGCAGUAUUUAGAUAAAUUAGGGCCGCUAUGCAAAAAACGAAUUUUACACGUUUCGGAGGUCCAGGGCGACAACGUUAAGCUUGAUCGCCAACUGUACAUGGCUUGUACACAAGAUCACAUCAAUUUCUGUCCUCAUAUUAGGCCAGGGAGUGGCCACGUAUACAAAUGCCUCAUGCAGUUCAAAACUGAUAGAGCUAUGACAAAACAAUGCCAGGAUCAGUUGACUAGACGUGAAAAAUUGAUAGCAUCGGAUUAUAAAGUAAGCAAGGGCUUAGUCAGAGCAUGCAAAGAAGAUAUUAAGACUUACCAUUGUCGCCGAUCAGUGUCAGAAGAUAAAGACAUCAGAUUAUCUCAAAUCUUGUUGUGCUUGGAAGCAGCUGUGAGAAAUACGAGUAAAAUAUCAGCUGAUUGUCAAUCGGAGAUGUUUGAUCACAGAAAGAUUCUUAUGGAAGAUUAUAGAUUGUCUCCAGAAAUAGUCAGCGAUUGUGGAAAUGAUAUACAGAAUUUCUGCAACGGACUCGAGGUUGGUGGUAAAACCAUACAUUGCUUGAUGGAACAUACAAGGUCCAGGAAAAAAAAAUUGCGAGUAACACCCAACUGCCAAAGAGCGCUGGAAGGAUUAAUCAAAGAAGUCGAUGCAGGUGAAGAUUGGCGUCUAGACCCAGUACUACAUGACGCUUGCCGAUCGGUUGUUGAUGUAGCAUGUAGAGAUGUUCGUGCUGGUGAUUCCCGAGUAAUAUCUUGUCUGAUGGACAAACUUGGCACGACCAUUAUGACUGUAGAAUGUGAAGCAGCAUUGGUACAAAUACAGUACUUUGUGGCCAGAGAUUUUAAGCUUGAUCCACAGUUAUAUAGGGCUUGCAGAGCAGAUGCCAAUCACUUCUGUAAUGCAAAAAAAUCUUGGACUGCUGAUGGCACUCAAACAGAUCGUGAAAGAGGCGCUUAUGUGCUGCCAUGCUUGUACAGAUACGCUGAUCAUCCUCAAACCAAUAUGACUCUCAAGCGUGCUUGUUUGGAUGAAAUCAAAAGAGUAAUGCGACAGAGGGCCUUGACUGUAGACUUACAGCCUGAGGUAGAAGAAGCUUGUCUAAACGACCUGUCAUUGUAUUGCUAUGACAAAACAGAAAAAGGGAAAGAAGUUGAGUGUCUCCAAGAUAAUUUGGACAGUUUAGAACAGAAGUGCAAAUCAGCUGUUGGUAAUCUGACUGAGGAACAAGCUGAACACGUUGAACUCAACCCAGUCAUAUCAUCGGCAUGUGAACAUAUUAUGGAAAAGCAUUGCGAGGUGGAACUAAGAGCUGGGCGAGACGAAGGUGAUUUAAUGGAAUGUCUGAUUGAGCACAAAAAUGAUCCAGACUUGAGAAAAGAUUAUAAAUGUCGAGCUGCAGUGGAACACUUUCAGUUGUUAUCUUUGAAGAACUAUCGGUUUACUUACAAGUUCAAAGAAGCUUGUCGUCCACAUGUUGUACGGUGGUGCCCAACAUCUAAAAUUAAGGCUCAAGUUAUCCAAUGCUUAAGCACUAUGGUCCAAGAAGAUAUAAUACAAGAAAAAUCACAUCGAAUUCCUAAGGAAUGUCGACAGCAACUAAGAGCCCAAUUAUAUCAACAAAGAGAAAACAUCAAUUUUGACCCUGUUUUGCAAAAGGCAUGCUCCGCAGACAUCCAAAAAUUGUGCUCAGAUAAGACACCAGGAAAUUCGCAAAUUUUAGAAUGCCUGGCUUCAAAUAAACAGUUUUUAUCCGACGAUUGUCACAAAAAGUUGUUCAAUGUCAGGAAGCAAGAACUGCGAGAUAGUUCAAGCGAUUUUGCUCUUUUGAAUAAAUGCCAUGCCAUGUUGCGGCAGUAUUGCCACGAAGAAAGUCAGUCUCAGGCUUUAACUUGCUUGAAAAAGUUCAAAGAUGAGCGAACUUUCGAUGAUGGUUGCAAGGAUAUUGUCAUUCAACGAAUGAUUGAACAGAAUACAGAUUAUAGGUUUAAUCCGAAGUUGCAAUCAGCAUGUUCUUCGGAUAUUGACAAACAUUGCAAAAACGUGUUGAAAGCCAAUUCCGCAGACAAAGAAUUACAAGGAAAAGUAAUACAAUGUUUGAAAAACAAAUUCCGAGACGAUAAGCUCACAGAUAAGUGUGAAGAAGAAAUGGCAAACAUUUUGAGAGAAGCUGCACUCAACUAUCACCUCAAUCCUUUACUUGCAACAAUGUGUGCUCAAGAGAUUCAAUCGAUUUGUGGCGAAGAAGAAAAUACACCAGGUGCAGUCGAAGAGUGUUUAAAAAAUAAAUUCAACUCUGGAGACACCCAGAUGCACGAAGAGUGCAGGAUGGAAGUUGCGUACCUCAUCGAACAAGCAAAAGCUGAUAUAAAUGUAGAUCCACUUUUACAAAAAGCAUGCUCUAUAGAUGUCAGUAAAUUCUGCAGCGACAUACCUCAAGGAGCUGGCAGGCAUAUCUUGUGUUUGCAAAAUGUCCUCAAUGAUGAAAAAAUAUCGCUUCAGCCAGACUGCUUUAAAAUGCUGUCUACCAGAAUAGAAAUGUUUAGAAAUGCCGCUGAGCUUACAGCACCGAAGAACAUAGAAGAACUUUACUCAACUGUAAUAAAAAAAUCCCCAGCGAAAAGAUAUUUUUUGAUUGUUGCGUCAACGGUUAUUGGAGUUGCUUUUAUCACUGGUAUGUUCUGUGGGAAGGUGACAAGGAGAACAAUGGUAAUGAAAAAUAAAUAAUCUACUCGACAAAUAAGGUAACUUCUGCGAAAUUGACUAGCUAAUAACUGUCAUAGCUGAAAGCAUUCGUCGCUUUAAGAUGACGUCGGAAUUUUAUUUUAACAGAUCUAUAAAAUAAUGGUUUAUCAACGAAAGAAGUUUCAAUUCGCAAAUAGUCUUAUUCAAUUGUUUGUAACGUUGCAUUUUAUAAGAUGAUUUUAUAUUCUUAGAAAAAACUGUAAAGAGUGAAAAAAGGAAGAAAAAAAAACUAAUUUCGUCGGUAAAAAGUAUAAUUUUUAAUUAUUACAUUUCGAGCGUGAAACAAUAGUCAUUCAUAAUGCAUGGAAGAAUCUCGCGUAUUUUAAAAUUUGAGCUUCCCAUAGAGCUUUGAUGUCACUAUUUUGCAGCAAGCCAUUAUACUAACCUAUGCAAAAUUUAACUUUCUCGAAUAGCUCUCAUAUUAUCAUCAAGUUGGCUACCAAAAAGCAUUAAUUUUAACUAUGUAUAUCUGCAGUAUACAUCACCCUAUCGAAUGUGAGCAAUUUUUUUUUCAAACGGAAGUACAGGUCGUCUAUUCGGUCUAGUUACACUGUAUGUUACAGAAAGUGAUGUAUCAGAAAAUGAAUUUGCAUAUAACAUAAUUGAAUUUGCUACUAAUUAUUAAAGUGUAUCAAGAGUUGAAACCAAUGUUUUCGUUAUGGUAAUGCUAAUUUCAGGUUACCGAAGAACCAUUUCAAAGGACUGCGACUAAAUUCUUUUUUUUUUUCAAUUUAACAUUGCGACUAGACUGAAUAGAAAAACUGCAAACAGUAUAAUAAAAAAACACAUUCAUUCAAGAGUUGAAAAAAAAAAGAAAGAAAUUUGAAGUUGCAAGUGCAACUGUCCGUGUUGAACAUUUUUAUUGUUUAUUCACAAGCCGCUUAUUGAAAAUUCAAUACAGUGAAACUUCCAAAUAGUCGAUAUCUUCGGUACUAAAAAUAGUGUCCGUUAUUAAGGAGUGUCUGCUAUUCAGAAGAAUAUUAACAUGUAAAUUAUGCUUCUGGAGAUUUUUAGACUGUCCGUUAUAAAGAGGAAUCUGUCGCUGGGAGGUGUCCAUUAAGAGAAGUUUCACUGUAUAGUGUAUAGCUGAGGCUACUAACAUACCUGGAAAGUUUCCAGAAAUCUGGCGAAUAAAGGCUUUAUAAUCUCCAAAAAUAAACAUAAACCCAGUACUAAUGCACGGCUUCGUAAUGAAGUGAAAUUUUUUUUUUAUUAAGCGUUAACAUAUAUAGUAAACAUUUAGUAAUUACUUUUAUACAGAUAUCUAUUCGCAUACAAUUACAAACAUCAGGGCACGAUUGAUUUGAAAUAAUUGUACUAAUAAUUGGUAUGGCAUAAUGUUGGACUAUGAGCUGAGUCGGGGGGGGGGGGGAUAUAUAUAUAUAUAUAUACAUGAACAUUCGAAACUACUGUGUGAUAUAAAUGGUUACUUUGUGCUAGUAUCGAAAGAUUAGCACGACGAAGUAAUAGAUAGGCUGACCAAUCAAAUGUACGGCGCAACAACUCUUGCCCGUUGGUGAGUUGUAUAGAUUAUAAUAUUGUAAUUUACGUUAUAUUAGUAUUAAACAUUGUAUAAAUUUCUACUAUAAUGAUUAAAGAAUAAACCAUUUGAUGAAUG